This is a messenger RNA of Kwoniella botswanensis, 783 nucleotides long. RefSeq lists its product as uncharacterized. The record is from RefSeq and is a predicted model, not a curated record. The transcript has a single exon. The coding region runs from base 1 to 783 and encodes 260 amino acids. NCBI's taxonomy places the organism in Eukaryota, Fungi, Basidiomycota, Tremellomycetes, Tremellales, Cryptococcaceae.
AUGAACCCCUCACAAACAACCCUUUCAAGCGAGUUUGCCACCGGACCAGGGUCUUCUCCUUCUGUUGCUUCGAUGAAUGACACUGUGACGACAGAAACCGUACAAUCCGACUCAGAAACUGAGAUGUUCGAACUCAACGCAAAGACUCCCACAAACUCAUCCGAAGUACUCAGACCGCUUACAAGUGCGACUGGCUCCGAAGUGAAUAUCACACAACAUGUUACUGCUUCAACAGCAAAUUCCGACCAACCUGGCCACACGUCGAGCUAUUUCAGUGAACCUGUCAACUUUACAUUCAAGAAUGACGCUCAAGAAGCAAACUAUCUUUCCUUCACCCAUUACAUGGCUAGUCAAUAUCCCAAUAGCAAUAUCUCAGAGGUCAAUGCAUCCCUUGGAGAUAAGAUCCGGUCUACGUGGCUCUCUUCCAGGCGAGAAGAUCAGCAGGGAGAUUAUCCUACUCGUAGCCAAUGGAUGGGUAUACGAGUUGGCAAGAUGGGGGAGCUUAGAGAUAAAUUAAAAAUCGGUUCGUUAGAUGAUAAGUACUUGCUGACAUUGGGUUGUGAUCUGUCUUAUCUGGAACUUCAGGAUCCUCUGGGACUGGAGGGUGCAAUGAGCGAAGAUGGGGAUCAAUCAUUUCGACCGGUUACAAGGAAAGAUCAUCUGUUAGAUAGUUUGUUGACUAAAGAGAUGAGAGUUACGGUGGAUGAUGCUGGGAGGAUGAGAAGGGAUAGUAUGAAUAGGCUGAAAGCGAUGGUGGAGGAACAAAUGAGAGAUUUGAAGUAG